Molecule: messenger RNA, 1483 nt
Organism: Vigna unguiculata (cowpea)
Lineage: Eukaryota; Viridiplantae; Streptophyta; Magnoliopsida; Fabales; Fabaceae
Product: ELMO/CED-12 family protein
Source: RefSeq, a predicted model, not a curated record
UUAUGUUGCCACUUUUGUUUCAUUUGUUUUCUUCUCUCUCUAGUAAUUGCUACAGAUGAAAUCAGCAUAGGAAUGAUGGGGAGGUUGAAUUAUAGGAGAGGGUGCAUGAGUUUAGUGCAAUCAUAGGUCACCCAUUUGUUUCAAAAAUGGAUUUGUCUUUUCCACCCUUUUGCUUUCGGUUAAAGAAAAAAGGUUGAUAGAACAGAACCUGGUUUCUGAUUGCACCCUCAUGAGAUUGAGGAAGCGUAAACGAUGUUUUCCCUCUUGUUCUUCUCUUCGCAAAGUUGACGAGGAUGAGAUUUAUUGGAGGCACAGAAAGGAAGAUGAAGAGUUGGAAUGGACACCUAAUUCCACUCACUUAAUAUCUCAGUUGACUCAAUGUUUUAGACUUUGUUGCGAGGAAUGCCUCUUCUGCAUUCUGUUUUCUGACAUAGCAAAUGAAAUCAAUGACCAUUUUCAGAAUGCAAUAGAAGAAAUUAUUUCAGAUGUGAAAUUCAGUAUGUCAAAGUAUACAAUGACUAACAACACUGCAACUAAUGCUAUGGUUGGAUCAAGAUCAUGGAUAGGAGGACUCUUUCACCGCACAAGCACUAAGCGAAAUAAUGAUAAAUUUGUUGACUAUCCUUUGAGUCCCGUUGAGGAGGAAAGACUUCAAAGGCUUCAAGAACGGGUGCAAGUGCCUUAUGAUGAUACUCGCCCCGAACAUCAAGAAGCACUGAGAGCUUUAUGGGUGUGUUCCUUUCCCAAUGUAUCUCUGGAAGGCCUAAUUUCUGACCAAUGGAAAGAUAUGGGAUGGCAAGGUCCUAAUCCAUCAACUGAUUUUAGGGGAUGUGGUUUCAUUUCCCUUGAAAAUCUACUGUUUUUCGCGAGGAAAUACCCGGCAUCUUUUCACAGGUUGUUACUGAAGAAAGAAGGAAUCAGAGCAACCUGGGAGUACCCAUUUGCUGUUGCUGGCAUUAAUAUAUCAUAUAUGUUGAUACAGAUGUUGGAUUUAGACUCAGAAAAGCCACGAUGUCUUCCAGGCGCCAAUUUUGUCAAGUUAUUAGGAGAAAAUGAAGAAGCGUUCGAUAUUUUAUACUGUAUAUCGUUUGAGAUGAUGGAUGCACAAUGGCUGGCUAUGCACGCUUCCUACAUGGAUUUUAACGAUGUUCUAAAUGCAACACGAAUUCAAUUGGAGAGAGAGCUUUCCUUAGAAGACAUCAACAGAAUUCAAGAUCUUCCUGCUUUCAAUCUGUUGUAACACUAAGAUUAGUUCUUCCUCUUCUGUCCAUAAGAAAAAAAAAAUUAUCAAGUGGCACAAUUUUGUAAGUAUUGCAGACAAUGUCUAUCCUAAAUGAACUGCAGGACUUUGCUUCUCUUCUGAAUCAAUUUGUAUGAGUCACCUUCCAAGUUCUCUAUAUGCUGAAUAAAUAUGAGAUAAUGACAUUGAAGGGGCGUUUGAGAACCAUAAAUUGUAGUUGUUGUGGAGUUCCUUAAUCCUUAG